Messenger RNA from Zootoca vivipara (common lizard), 28582 nucleotides. NCBI's taxonomy places the organism in Eukaryota, Metazoa, Chordata, Lepidosauria, Squamata, Lacertidae. The record is from RefSeq and is a predicted model, not a curated record.
CUACAUUUCCCAGCACAUCCCACUCCCCACGCAGCGGAGUCCAAGGCUGAGCGGCAGUCGCGUAGCGCCGGCGAGGAAGGGCUGAGGUAUGUCCUUGCCUGGCAGGAAUAGGCUUUUGUGCCGGAGAAAACCAGGAUGGCUUCUAGGGGCUCCAGUUCCCUGCACACCAUUCACAGCGCCCUGCAGGAGUGUUUCCGUGCUCUCCAGGAGCAACACGAGGCCUGGAAGAGAGUGCUAGCUGCCUGCACACCUCUUCUCAGUUCCUUGGCCAACCUGGCUGAGCAGAUGCAGGCCUCCCAGAAGGUCUCCUUUGCCAACACCCCCCUGCGAGACUUCCCAGAUCUGCCAGAGAGGCUGAGGCACAAGCAGCAAAAUGCCAUGGAGGCUUUGUUGGAGGUGCUGCAGCAAGACCACCUAAUGGAGCUCCAGAAAGUGAGGGAUACUGUUGGGGUCCGUGUGGACAGUGUUUUCCGGCUCUGUGAGCAGCCAGGAGAUGGCCUAAGCCUGGAGACGACCUUCCAGCGCUCUGCAUCAUGCCCCUCAUUGGCAGACAUGCUGGAGUGGCUUCUGGAUGUUGAAGAAUUUUACCACCAUGUAUACUUGGGGCUCAAGUUUCUCCUCCUUCAGGUCAGCUACACGAACCUGAUGGAGAUGCAAGCUCUUCCAAAGGCCUGGGAGCAGGUGCUACAGCAGGGCCUCCAAAACACAGCAGAAGGUAAUGACACCAAUGUGGAACAAGUCUUUGGCGAUGAGGUGGGGUCAAUAGCGAAACAGAACCCUCAGCUUCUAGUAGCUAGAUAGAGGUAUAGCACCAUGAAUAUGGAGGGUUCAUUUUGGGGUAUCAUAAAUGUUAAUACUGGGAGAGUGUUCAGUGCACCUUCAUGUACACUGCCUUGUGAUCCUUACACCAUUCUUGCAACAUAGGGCAGUGCGCUAGUGCUGAUACAGGGCAAGGGUUCAUGGCAGAGGUAAGAUUUUGACUGGAAAGUCUUAGCCACUGGCAAAUAGCCACCAACAUGCCCAUAAUCUAUGAACAGGUGCACAACUGAACCAAUAUUGGCCUAUAGAAAACGACAGUGCUUUGCACCUGCUCCUCACAAAUGACCUGUUCCUCACAAAGAGCCCUCUUCUGAUCUGUCUCUCAGAAGUGUUGCUGAAGGUCUCCUUCUUUCUGGAAGCUGUGUGAGGACAUGGAACUUGCUCAUCUUCCCAAGAGAGGCCAGCUUUCCCGGGACAGCUCACCACCAUGUGAAGAGGCCCAGACCUUAAACAGGGCUGCUUUUAGAUCAGAUGGAGCUCCCCAGCCCUGCAGUCAGAAGAUGCACAAUUCUGGAUCCUGCUCUGUGUGAGGACCUGGGCUAGUGCUGGCCCUCAGAUUUGAAAUGAAGAGUAUGUGAACCAGUUCCUUAUUGAGCCACAUGCCACCAUUUCUGGUAGGCGUCUCUUUGUAAAUUAAAUUUGAUGUCGCACCCUUGGAGUGCAAAAUGUCCUUUUUCCUGUUGUGCCUGUAGCUGUCCAGAGUGCAGCAGCUGCAAGAAGCAUAGCCUGGGUGAGGGUCUGUGGGCUAGUUUCUCCAGAAGAUCAACCAGGCAUCCCUUUUUCCAGGAAUAGAUGCUCAUAGCCUGGAUGAAUUUGUAUUUAGUCACAACAAAGAAGCAAAAUUUCUAUAUACCCUAAUGACAGUUGGUCAUGGCACCAGACAGAGGAGAAGUAAUGUGCAUCAUUUAAGUGGCACUCAGAAACGGGUGUAAAAUAUAAGUGUUGGUGAACUGAUUUGGAACAGUGAUCACAGUGCUAUCAAAUUCAACAGAUGGGGAAGAAUGUCUAAGAUAGAAGGAAUUGGAAGAAGGUCAUUACAGCAAUGCUGUUAUACAAAUCUAUGGUGCAACUGCACCAUAUGCAGAAAUGCAGAAACGGAAAAGGUUCAGAAAAAGGCUACCAUAAUGAUCAAGGGGAUGUAACAGCUGCCCUAUGAGGAACAGUUACAAUAUUUGGGGCAUUUUAGUUUGGAAAAGAGGCAAGUAAGGGGUCUGGGGGAACUUGGGACCAUCCAACAAAGCUGAAUGUUGGAAGAUUCAGGAUGGAAAAAUAAAGUACUUCACACAGCAUAUAGUUAAACUAUGGCAUUCAUUGCCAUAAGAUGUAGUAAUGGCCACCAAAUUGGAUAGCUUUAAAAGAGAAUUAGACAAUUCAUGUCUCCUAGCCAUGAUGGUUAUGUUUUACCUAUACUGUCAGAUACACUAUUGUAAUCACAAGUGGGAAGGGUGUUGUUGCAUGCAGGUCCUGCUUUGGCGCUUCCCGUGGGCAACUGGUUGGUCACUGUGAGAACAGGAUGCUGGACUGAAUGAACUCCCUUUGGCCUCUUAGAGUUUUAGGAAUUGCCUUGCAGUUGUUAGGAGCGAAGAUGAAAAGGGUUGUGCCUUAUCCCUCCCACAGCUUUCCACCACUUUUGGUGGAGGUGCUGUUCCCCUUGAGAAGCAGGCUUGAGCAGUCAGCUACUGUAAAUCAGUUUUGUAUUUAUUACUUCAGUGGUACUGUUAAAUUGCAAAGUGUCCUGUCCCAACAGCCCUGUGAAGAAGGUUGAUAAUUUUCCUGUUUCCAUACUGUGGCAUCACUGUAUCUAUGCAAGGAAAGUAUUCAGUUUUGACAGUGUUUGUGACUGUAUAACAAAAUAUGAUUGAGUUCUUACUGCUUACCUGCAUGCUGUGUGUCCACUUGAGGGCGCUUGCAGACCUUCUUACAGAGGGAGCGGCUGGGGUGAAGCGGAAACCCUUUGCCUCUCUUACUUGGCACAUUAGGUCAGUGGUCGUUCCUCAUUUCAUACUCUGGUAUUUUAAACAGCCCUGCUGCUCACCUUCUAGAGGAAGAUCCCAUGUCUGUGCAACGGGGAAAAUCGCCUGCCUUCUAACAUAAUUGGUUUAUUUUAUUAUUUAUAACACUUUAUUGCAAGAUGUCUAUUAAAGCUGAGAUGGAAGUCAUUACAAUAACAUGUUAAACUCACCCUGGUUUUAUUCUACCUCCUUUGUUCUUGUUUCUCUUUUUGCAUUUCUUAAGAGGCUCCUUAAAACUUCUUAAAAUUAAAUAACCCAGUGCUUUUAGCUCCUGGUCCUCCUUUACUGCAUUUUCCAUCUCUCUUCUUUUUACCAAAUGCAUUUUUAUCACCCCAUAUUAUAAUACUUAAAAUACACUAAGCAGCUUGGAGUGGGUGAUGGCAGCAGAAGGUUUACCAUCUCACACAAGCACACCCUUGCUGCCUCCAGGAGUGAGCAGUGCAGGGCUCCAGCAGGACACGUGACCAGCAGGUGCCUUUGAUCCCUCCCAUCUGGGCAGUCUGCAUCAAAGCUGUGCAUUCCUAUGGCCAUCUGGUGCUUGUGCUUGUUACCCACAAAACACCUGUCACUGUUAACAUUGCACGGCUCUACUAAUGUAGUGUUUCUGGCUGGAAAUGGUGAUGGAUGGGUUUGAGGCAACACGCAUGAAGGCAGCCCAAGAGCAUCCUGCACAGCUGCUGCAAGGAGUUGUAGAGGAGCUUCCCCGCAUUUGGUGUUGCUGCUGUUGAAGCGAUGAGCUGUGCUUCUGCCUCUUGUGCUCAGAGCAUCAGCUCUCCCACCAGCCGAGUCUGCACUUGGCUGUCGCUUUCUCUCUUCCAUGUGGCCUCCAAAUAAAUCAGUCAUAAGAGCAGCCUGUGGCAGCAAAGGCAACAAGAAGCUGAAGAAUGCAAGAAGUGGCUGUUGAAGUUGGAGGGUCUACCGACUCUGAAGCUAGAGCAGGGUUUCCCAAACUUGGGUCUCCAGCUGUUUUUGAACUACAACCCCCAUCAUCCCUAGCUAGCAGGACCAGUGGUCAGGGAUGAUGGGAACUGUAGUCGAAAAACAGAUGGAGACCCAAGUUUGGGAAACCCUAAGCUAGAGAAAGGAAAAAGGGGCUUCCCUUUCUAUGUAUCUGCCCCAAAUGCUUUCUGUCCAUCUUCAAGCAUCCUGCAGAAAUAUGUCCUUCAGGCCAGUUGUGAACAUGGCUGUGUCAUAGUAGCAAACAUGCUUAGCUUGCGUUCUCAUUUGCUUUGGUGGAUCUGGCAGGGUUUAUCACAUCUUGCCAGCAGCGCAUGGAAAUGGCAGCCUUGUCACAUUUCUGGGGCCAAGCCCACAGCUGACAUUUCAGGAUCCCCCCACCCCCCCCAUUCCACACAAACACUCUGGGGUGAUGUCACCCAAGGAAUCAUUUGAGAUUUCUGCUGGAGGGCCUUUUGGGGAGUGGAGGGUGCCUGAGAGGUGCCACUCGCCCCAGCAGAGCAAAAGCCAAGCCCGUCUCAGACUGCGCCCAGCUGCGGACCUGAAACCAAUUAGGCAGGGCGGUGUGCCUUUCCGAGGCAGUAACCCAAAACCGUCACACACAUUAGGCUGAGAUGGACGUCGAGAGGCGGUUGGAAUUCGUUACAGAGCAAAACACACAACUUGUGGCGCUGAAAUAGAACCAUCAGGUUCCGCUUGUACGACCCCUUCACAUCAGAAAACUUAAUAGAAUUAUCCCAUCAGGGGACAUUUGUUGAAGGUCAAUUUAUUAAAGACAAAUGGAAUCUUAUAAAAACAACAGAGUCUUGUGGCACCUUAGAGAUUCACUAAUUAAUUAUGGUGUAAGCUUCUAUAUGCCGCAAGAAGACACUUUGUUGCUUUUUGCGGCAAUGGGCUGACGCAACUAUUCUGUCCUUCUGGAAAUGCCAAAAUGUGGUAUGUUCCAGAGGGGGUGGAAAGGGGCAGCUGGGAAGAUGGGAUUGUGAAUGGACCCCUCAAAAUAAAGGAGCCCCGAAGAGCCACUCUAAGCCACCUUCUUGGAUAAAUGAGAAGAUCAAGCUAUUAAGCUGCCUUACAGUGAAUAAGACAAUGAGGCCAUCUAGGUUAGUUUUCUUUACUCUGGCAGCGGCAGCAGCAGACCCUCAAGGACUUGGGCAGAGGGAGGCCUUUUCCAGCACCUGCUGUUGAUUCUCUUUAAGUGCAGUUGCUGGUUCUAGACUGGGAAGGUCCUUUGCAUUCUUGGUGUGCAGGAGGAGAAUGGUGCCAUUUUGACCAGGGACAUCUGUGUGGUGAGCUGAGCUCCCUUUUGGUUCUGCCCAUCUCUCCCCGCUCCUCCCUAGCACGAGCGCCCAACCCACCAGAGAACUGAAAUAGGUGGUGCUCCUUGUUUGACAGAGUCCCACCAGAAAGCCAUUGGGGAAGACGGAGAACGAAGCCUUGGUUUGUGCAGGAUUUCUGAUGCUACGCAUGCCCAUGAGGUGCUUUCUCACAGCGUGCCACAAGGUGGAGACAUCCUGGCUGUUCCUCCCUUCACAGUUUUGCUCCUUGCCCAAAGGCAGCUGCAUGUGGGCUGGCUGAAGGCCCAACAGCGGAGAAGGGAGAAGAAUUAGAUCUCAUUUAAGCCCACUUUGGUUGUAAAUAAACUAUAAUCACUUCAAAUGUUUUGCUUAAUAAGGAAAGGAUGUUAACCAUUAAGCAAACACUCAGCGAGCGCGUUACUGCCAGACUGGAGAUACCAAAGGGGAAGGCGAUUCAACCCAAGCUGUUAAAACAAACCAUUUGCGGGUCUGCAAAAGGCGGGUUUGUAUUUCUUUAGGUCUGGCCCCUUUCCGGGUCCAAAUAAUCAAAAUUCGCAUUGGGGAUGGAGGGGAGAGGAGAGUUAGUAUCACUUCUGUAAUGACCCCAGGGAGAAGAGCUGCACAAAGUAGCAUCUGCACAUAAAGAACUGCUGAUUCCCCCUUUCCCCACUUCUGUGGCAGUUCCGUACCCCCCCCCCCAUCCCAAAAGCCUUUCACUAAGAACUUUAGUCUGGCUCACAAAUGGGGGUAGACGACUUGCAAGGGUGAGUGAUGCCAUUGCAUUAGGUUGUGGCAGAGGGAGAGAAUGGAAGCAGGGCUGCUGAUCCCCUGGCUGCUGAGAGACCAGGUCUCUAUGGCUCUUCCUCAGCCAUUACCCAAUAGCUGUCAGGUUGCAGCAGUGUGAGAGAUGGGAAGCAGGGCUACUUUGCUGGCUCUGCUGAGAGAACAGCUGCCUUUGGCUCUCCCUCAUCACUUAGUGGCAGCCAUUCUGCCAGGCUGCAGAAGAAAGGGAACGAAGGGAAGCCAGGCCACUCCACCGGUUCUACUGAGAGAUUUGGCUGCUUUUCUGUCUCUGAACUGACCUAUCCCAGCUGGUCCAUGUUGGUACUUUGUAACUGAGAACUGGUGCUUGACUUUGCUUUUCUCCCUCUGCCCCUCUGCCUUUGCUUAUGUUGUGUCCCUAAGGGCAGGAACUGGUGUUUGUUUGUUGAUCUGUAAGCCACUCCGGGAGCCCUUUUUGGCCGAAGAGUGGGAUUUUAAAAAUCUUUAAAUAAAUAAAAUAAUCAACAAUACAGUAUUUCUCACAUACAUGUGUGCUGCAUGUGUGCACUGGAAAGCAUGCAAAGGGGAGCUGUUUGCAACCGGGGAAUGAAAUUUCAAUGGCUGCUGGGAAGAUCACCUCCAGGACUCGUCUACUGCCACACUGAGCAAUGACCCUUCCAGAGUUGUCUUCCUCCUCCAUCCCCUUCUCCUCCUGCUCCAUCUCUGCUGGUCUCUUUCCAUCUGGCCAGCAAGAGGACCGGCUGACUCAUAGCUGCUUCAGCAGAAAGUAUCGAAGAGAUCCUUGACCUGUGGGUGCUGCAAGACAUCCUACUGGAGACAAUCGUUGGGGGGGCGGGGGUGAGUAAUGUUUUAUGGGCUUCUGUUAGGCCCAAGAUUUAAUGUUGGUAGUAUGUUAUUCCCCCCCCCCUGUUUUUGUGAUUCUGUUUUUGUAUUUUGUUGUAAGACAUUAUUCAUUAUAAGGGGUUUGUUUAAUUUUAUUGAAUAUUUUUUGAGAUGCUUCCAUUAACACUUAAAUUUUGUUACAUUUCGUAACUUAGUGAAUUAUGUGAUUUUUUUCUUGCAAACUGCCUUGGCCAUAGUUUACUAUGGAAAAGUGGCGUACAGAUAAGUUAUGAUGUUGAUGAUGGAACAUUUGGCACUUCCAGGCAGAUUUGUUCCUUUUUGAGCGUCAACAUUUUUGCUUCCUUCCAGUGUUGCCUGUGGAUUGCCACUACUCUGUUCUUCUCUGACUUUCCACCCACCAGCGCAAAGGGGCAGUUAGCUUUUCCCCAUAAGAGUCCAGGCACUAUAACUGUCUCAUCCAUAGGUGUGUGAGUGAUCAGGGAUCUCAUAGUUGCCAUGGUCUGACUUUAAUGGGAUGCGUUGCUCAUUCCCUAGAACAGAUUACAGGCAAGGACAGAAAGAUGCUGUGAGGACCUCUGCCAACUCUCUUGACUCGGGUGAAAUAAGCCAGUUGCACAAGUAGAGAAGAUCAAUAACAGCUGUAGAAAAAGCCAAGAACAGCAGCAAAUAGAUAUGGUUCUCAACAUUUUUUGAGGAAACCAUUCAAGCAGCAUGUUUUGUUGAGCCAGAGUAGAAAAAAUUUCCCCAAGCAGUUUUUAUCAAGAAGCACCCAGCAUUUCCCUUAACAAAAGAGCGUUCGUGAAACGCUUUGAGGACCAUGUCCGUUGGGCAGCUGCCUCUUCUGUUGCUGUUUUUCUGGGCUGAUGAACCAAUGAACAUGUGGUAGCGAUUGGCGCCUGCUACUUUCUCUGACAUCAUGACUGAGGGUUAGAGUUGAGCCAGAAGCCUGGGAGAAAGGGGGCAUUUUGGAGUGGGGGGGGGGUUGGAAUCCUGGACUCUGAUUACAAAACGUUAUUUAUGAAGUGGUGAGCUCAUGAGCAGCCCAGGUACUGCCAAAUUUAAAGGUUUUUUCAUCUAACAGAAUGAACAUAAUUUUAACAUGAAUAUCCAAGCAAAGACCCAUGGAUUCUGGACAGCUUUAUGGACACAAGCAAUAAAUUCUGUACUCAAGAGCCUCUCCAAAGCUGAGUGAUUUGGUGGUAAAAUGACAAAUGCAGUUCAAUGUAAAGAAGUGCAAAGUGUGAUGCAUGUUGGGGCAAAAAAAUGUUAUUUUCAUAUAUGCACUUCUAGGAUCUGAACUGGACGUGACUUACCAGGAGUCAUAGUGGAUAGCUCAGUGAAGAUGUUGGCCCAGUGUGUAGCAGUUGUGGAAAAGGCAAAUUCCGUGCUAGAGAUAAUUAGGAAAGGAAUUUAAUAUAAAACUGACUGUAAUGCUGUUACGCAACAGUAUGGUGCAGCCACUUUUGGAAUACUGUUCUGUGUAUGUUUGUGGUGGCCUCAUCUCAAAAAGGAUAUUGUAGAGUUGGGAAAGGUUCAGAAAAAGGGUACAAAAAUGAUCAAAGAGAUGGAGCAACAUCCUUGUGAGGAAAGGUUGCAGUAUCCACCAGAAACUUCAUUGAAAAGGUGAAUAGGACAUGACAUGAUGAAAGUUUAUAUAAUUAUGCGUGGCAUGGACGAAACGGGUAGAGAAAAGACCCCCCUCCUCCCCAUAACAGUAGAACUUGUGGACAUCUAGUGAAGUUGAAUAUCAGAAAUUCAAGACAGAUAAAAGAAAGUACUUCACGUAGCUUAUAGUUAAACUAUGGAAUCCGCUCCCAUGGGAGGGAGGGAUGGGUACCAACCUAUAUGACUUUACAAGAAUAUUAAGCAAAUUCAGGGAGAAGAGGGCUAUCAAUGGCUGCUAAGCCAUGAUGGUUAUGCACUGCUUCCACAGUUGGAAACAGCAAUGCUUCCGAUCACCUGUUGCUGGAAACCACAGUUGGGGAGAGUGCUCUUAUGCCAGAAUCCUGCGUGUGGGUUUUCCAAAAGAGGCCUCUGGUUGUCUACUUUGAGAACAGGAUGCUGGACUAGAUGGGCCAUUUGCUUGGUCCAGGAGGCUCUUCUGUUAUGUGAUGUCACUGGGCACACUGACCAGAUGCUUGUGCAGCCCACCACUAUAGAUGCUGCUGUCUAAACGCCGACAAGUGCAGAAGCCAGCAGGAAAAAUACUGUGUGAAUAUCAAUGGCACCUGAAGAAAUGUGAUGACACCUAAAUCUCUCAAUCGCUAAGGAAAGACACUGCAUUUGCAUUUAUUGCACAGUAAAGCAGUUUGUGCGGAGGUUCUGCCAUGUCAGUUCUCACAAGGCCUGUAAGCAAGAGACUGGUUUCUGUGAUGCUCUUUUGAACAUCCUUGCAAGAGGAAUCUCACAGAAGGGAGGGGAAGCUCAUCCUGUACAGGACCCCCCCCCUUUUGCUUUCCUUUUUGAAAAACAUGGUUUGCAUUAAACUUACAAUGUUUUCUUUGGAAAAAAAUUAUGUGUAUGUAUUUCCACAUUCCAAAUUUGGAAGAUUUAAAAUGUAUAAAUAAUCCAGUAAUUUGGGGGCACUGCACUAAGAUUUCAUGUGAGGAGAUAAAUCAACCCCUCAUUUACAUGCUUAAUCCAUUCCACAUUUCGUUCACCAGCCUUCUUGGAAAAGGCUCAAAGGUAUUUCUCUGAAGGAUCUGUCUUUUGCAACUUCUCCCGCUGCUGCUCAGCCUGGAGGCAGAGAUGGAGCUCCACCCUAGGGCCAAAUGUUGCACCCAGAUGUCACAGAGUCAACCUUCUUCCAAGAAUGCAACAGCUUCCCUGGGUCUGCUGUCAUCCCUACCAGGCUGGGCAAGGAGGAGGAUGGGUGUGCCUCUCUUGGAACUCUUCCAGGAGGGGUGAUUGGGACCAAAUCCCCACCCAACCAUGACUGACCUAGGGCAAGUCCUUAUCUCUCAAGCAAACUACAUCACGGGUUUGUUGGGAGGAGAAAAUGUGAUGACCCUGUGUGAGCACAGAGCUCUGUGGAAGACAGAGACUGCCAUGGAGGAAGGAAGAGCCUUGGACUGUGACGUGGCCUUUGCCUGUAAUGACAGCCGGGGUUCCUGGAGGCCGCCCCCCCCCCGGUUCUGCCCCGUCUCCCAAAUCUCUCUCAAAGUCUGCCAGGUGGAGCUUGGCUUCCUCUCUCCUGCCUUGAGGUUUGUGAUCUUCUUGCCCAGCACAGGAAGAUAUGCUCAAUGACGCCAUCCAAGAAGCUUGCCCAUCCUUCUUCCUCAGGGCCUGUUCUGCUUUGUGUCCAGGAGAAACAAAUCCUGUUUUGUCUGCUCCAAAGGCUGAAGAACAGGUGCGGAGACACCUGCAUCUGUUGAGACGUUGCAGAACUUGGCAGCUUGGGCUUCUCUCUCUCUCUUUUUAUAGGCUCAAAGCAUUUUUCCAUGGUGAUAAAUUACCCAUCCAGUUGUCAGCAGAUGAAGAUGGCAGUUUUUAUGGACUCACCAACACUUUAGAGAGGGGGUGGGGGCUGUGAGGGCAACAGGUGCAGGAGGACAAGGAAAGAACCCUACUUCCAGGCAUGGCAAGAUGUGCCUGAGGCAUGUCAGCAUCUCCCCACGUGAUGGCCUGACAAAUGGGGAUGGACUCUCUUGAUUCUUGGGAAUAUGGCAGCAUGGCAGGAGUGGAGAGUGAAAAGCCCAAGCCAAAGUUUUAUUUAUUGAAUUUAUAUCUCACCUUCUUUCCCAAGGAGCUUAAGGUGGCAUACAUGGUCCCGCCCCCAGUUAUUCCCCACAACAACCCCGUGAGGUAGGUUAGGCUGAGAGACUGUGACUGGCCCCAAGGUCAUUCAGUGAGCUUCAUGACGGAAUGGAGCUUUGAGGCUUGGCCUCCCAGGUCUUAGCCCAACAUGGUUUGUUGAGGCUGACAGUGAAGUUGAAUUCUCUUGCUGCCACCAGCACCCUUACUGACACUCAAGUCACAGCAGAGAGCCAGGAAGCAACAAGGAGGCAUCAGUGGGAAAGAGCAACUGAGUAUGAACAAGGCUGGGAUGUCACUUUCUUCUAGCGAGUGGCCACUGACAUGGCAGACCAUGGGAGUGGGCAAAACUCCCCCUCAGUUCUUUGGCCUGUGGCUAUUCCAGGCUGCCUCCUUCCUUUCCCCAAUGCAGCCCAGCCCAAAUUCCGGGGUCAUCAGUUUUUAUUGAUUGAUUGUUUGGUUGAUAUGCUGCCUUUGUACACUACUCAGUAGCCAUAAAAUCUCAGUACGGCAUAAAAGCCGUUCAUCGGAGCAGAAAAGAAAUGUAACAAACACAGCAGGGCCACAGUACUCACAGGUCUUAAAACUUCCAGAACCCCAUAGAGUCAUAAAAGACAUCAACGUUAAAAAGAUUAAAAGGCCCUGAGAAAAUAUAAAUAUAAAAAGGUCUUCAGAUGGCACAAAAAAGCCACAUCCGAGAUGUCAGGUGAGCCUUUCUGGAAGAUGGGGAUGCUUCAGGUGGCUCUCAUUUUUGCUAGUUACCUGUUGCCUUUGUUGGAGGCAGCCAGGCAAGGGCCUGAGAAGGUGACUUGAAUGUCUGUGUGGGCUUCCUUGAGAGGAGGCAUCAACUCCAAGCCCAACCAUAUGCAGGAGGCAAGAAGGGAGGAGGGGCACCUCAUCACCGCCUCUUUCCUGCUUCACUCAGUGCCAGGCUCCCGUAAGAGGUGUAAAGUUGCUGGUGGUUUUUGCUGAAGUGACACACCAAUAGCUUUCUUUAGCUGUGCUUUCUGCAUUGCAGGGGAUUGGACUGAAUGACGCCCUGGGUCCCGUCCGACUCUACAGUUCUAGGAUUCUAGGCUUCCCUGAUCCUGUGUGUUGGUGGAAGCGCAUCAGACCACCCCUCCCUUUCAGUUUGCCUGGCAGGAACGGAAAAGGGCCAACCAUCAUCGGCACCUUAGAGACCCCUCCUGAUGAGACAUUUUCAGCAGCUGCUCUACUGAGUUUUGAGUUCUGAGAAGCUCAGCCUGAGCUGGCCCUCCUCAUGCCCUUCAUGGCCAGCAGGAACACCAGAGCUGGGGGAAAGGUGCCAGCAGGGGUGGGGCGUCGGUGUGCCCACAGUUCAGUGUGGCUGACUCUUCUUGACAGCUGUCUCCACCAUGUCUCACUUGUGGGGAGCCACAUCCCUUGAACCAGCUCUUCACGCUCUCUCCAAACCACUGUCUGGCAGAGGAGUGAGAAGUUCUGCCUUCCCCGCAGGGUGUCAAGCUGUGGAAAGGAAGGAGGAGCCAGUUGGCAGGCAGGCAGGCCCCACAGUGGAGCCAGGGGAAGGGGGGCACCGUGGCAGAUGGGGAUAGGGGGGCAGCAGUGCUUUCAGUUCCUAAUCGUCGUCCUCCUGGCACUGCAGGGUUCCAGGGGUUGGAGCGCCACACCAGAUUCCAGGCAAUAGAACAAACAGGCACUCAGGGCAGUGGGUCAGUCACUUCCUAGACAGAUACUUCUUUGCUUUGAAGCUGCACAGGUGGUGAUUCUCAGGUUCUGGUAGCAUCCAGUGCAUCCCCAAUGCAGGUUUAAGAAGUGGUGUGUGCAUGGUGUUGGCUGCACUCCAUAUCUACCCUGUGAUUUCUUGUGGAAGGCUAUGUUUUGAUGAGUUCCCCCUGCUCCCAAACCAGCUACGGUGUGAAUUGAGAAAAAUAGCAGCCUUGCUGCAUCUCAAACCAGUAAUGUGUGCCCCAGCCACAGGUUGAACAUAAGAAGAGCCUGCUGCUUCAGGCUAAUGGUCCACACCUAGUCUAGUAUCCUGGUCUCACAGUGGCCAGCCAGAUGCCUCCAUGGGAAACCCACAAGCCGAGCCCAAGAACACCCUCCUGAAUUUUCUAACAACUGGCAUUCAGAAGCAUCGCUGCCUCCGACUGUGGAGGGAGCACACAGCCAUUGAGGCUAGUAGCCCUCUCUGUGGAUUUGUCUUAGCCUCUUUCAAAGCUGUCUAGGUUGGUGGCUCUCACUGCCUCCUGUGGGAGUGAGUUCCAUAGUUCAACUCUGCACUGCCUGAAGAAGUCCAGAUCAGAAGGUCUGAUUGGACUUGUCAGCUUUCCAUAGGGAGGCAUGGGCUUGAGGCAAGGGAGCUCGCCCAGCUCUGCUCCCAGCCAGGGCCUGCAGCUUGUUGCAGCUGAUGGUACUCUCUCCCAGGGCAUUCAGUCCAGUGGCUGGCAGCAGUACCCACCAUUGGAAUAACCCAAGUCCAAAAGGAGGUCCCCAGAUGAGCCUUGAAUUUGGCAGUGGGCAAUCUUUAGAGGUGAAGGCAGCUCCCAGCCACACAAAGGGCAUCUUUCCACAGAGCUGCUCUUGCCCUUGUGAGGAGGACAGGCAGCCUGGGAGAAGACGCUGUUACAUCAGCAGCACCAUGAGCAUACAUUGCAGAGCAUCUAAAUCAAUCUCAGGUCUUGCCCAAAGUCGCAAUUUUACUAGCCACAAGAGUCAGUCUAGAUGAGGGGAGAGCAAUUUGCAGGCAUUUCCCACCCCCCUGCUGGAUGGCAAAAUAGCAAAGUGGUGUGUGUGUGUGCGCGCGCACACACGCACACACACUUGGGACCUUCUCUAAGCCCCAGCUGACAUUCUGAGGAGACCUCAAAAAUCCUGAAUGAAAACAAAUGUAAAAAUUAUAGGUACAUUUGUAACCUAUUACCACUCAGCCUUUAUGAAACCCUACACGUGCUGGCAAGGGGGGGGAAGAGUGGUGCCGUCCAAAGUAUUUCCUUUUAAAUGAGAAAGUUGCUCCAGACCCCAUCUGGGCUCAGGCAGCUGCCUCUGGAAGGGGCCAGGCUCUGUUCUUGAAACAGAAAACACUGAAGGCGGGGAGAAGAUGCUGUGAUGCAAAUGAUCCCAGUGCUGUCUCACAGCAUGGCAGGGCAGAGUCACAGGGUUUAGUCUCACCUCUCCAUAGGUGGGAAAGAGCUCGACAUCUUUGCUGUGUGACUGGGCCUACGCCAUGGUGACAGGCUGCGCUCUCCCCACCAACAGCCUUGGUACUUGCUGGAGAAAGAGCUUUGAGAAAAAGAAAAGUGGGGGUGGGCUAAAAACAGGGCAUCCAAAGUGGGCAGGGGAAUAGGAACACCUCCCUGCAUUGGCCUUCCAUUAAAAUGCCCCGUCAUUGGUUUAGAGGAAAGGCACAAAUAGAAGUUUAUAAAAGUAUGCGGAGCAUGGAACUAGAACUUGCAGACAUCCAAUAAAGCUGAAUGCAGGAAGCUUCAGGACAGAUCAAAGAAAGGACUUCUUAACAUGGUGCAUCAUUAAACUAUGGAGCUCACCCUUCCAGGAGGCAGUGAUGACCACCAAUUUGGAUGGCUUUAAAAGAGCGUCAAAAUCAUGGUUGAAACGACUAUUGACUGCUACUAGCCAUGAUGGCUAUGGUCUGCCUCCACAGUUGGAGACAGCAAUGCUUCUCAAUGCCAGCUGCUGGAAACAAUGGAAGGGGAGUGCCCUUGUGCUCAGGUCCUGCUUGCGUGUUUCCUUUUGGGUCAUAUGGUUGUCCACCAUGAGAACAGGAUGCUGGGCUAGAUGAGCCAGAAGGCUAUUUUUACGUUCUUAUGUCCUUAUGCAACUAGUGUCAGUGUAAACCACUUGCAGGUGAACUAGCUGGUGGCAGCCAUGCCUUUAAUUGCCUUGCAUCUGAAUUCAUGUGGUGUUGGAGUAGGGCAGGUGAGUACGAUUUCGGGGAAAUGGCUCUUAAUCAUACCUACUUGCCCAGAGGGCUCUUUCCCUUCUCAUCCACCUCCAAACCUCCCUUAAAGGAGGGACCCAGGGAAAUGUGGUUGUUGCUGGCAGAGUCCCUGAUUGCUGGCCUGUGGCAGUGUUUCUAGAGACCCUGGUGCUGUGACAGUCAUCUUCAUGCCAUCUAUUGAUUUUCUCUACUGUGUGUAUCCCCCUGAGUAGCAAUGCACCCCCCACCCUUGCCAGCAUCAUUCAAAGCCUUUCGAAGGAGGGAACUAGAGAGAAAUUGUAGAAAGACAAGUAUGUUUCUGGAAAAAUGGCCCAGCAACAUUUAAUAGGGUACUUUUUUUGUUUACAAAAGGUUGAUGCAGUAGUUGACUCUUGGCCAAGUUGACAGCUGCAGAAGCAGACCAAUGUCACUUCUCAGACAGUACGAUACUAUGCAUGUUUACUCAAAGGUUUGUCCCACUGUGUGAAUGGGGCUUGCUCUCCAAUAUGCACACUGCCUCCUAGAGCGGUUUGGCGCCAUGUUUCCCUCUUGCUGGAGCUCAGUAGCAGCUCCCAGAGGGAAUGUAGAUCAAGAAGCCUCAGAGAGCAAUGACCACAUGAAAGAGCCCCCUGUCCUGCCCUUCCUCCUCCAGAGGCUUUUGUGGGAUUAGCAACUCACCAGAAGGAUUAGGGAGAGCAGGGGGGGAAAUACUCCAGAAGCAACAUCUUCCCUUCAGCUUUGGAGGUCUGAUUCCCGACCAGGCAGGAGCUGCACUAGGGAAAAAGCAACACCAGGAAGGCACUGUGAAGAUGAUCUCUACAAAGGCAGCUGAGCAAGCAGAGAGGAACCAAUGAGACUGCAUAGGCAAGGAGGUGAAAGCUGGAGCUUGGCUGGUGCAGUGAGAGAGAUGCAGCUGCAGUGAGGCCAUGGGGCCUCCCCACACCCAGCCCUCUGCACAGUGUAGUGUGAUAAGCAUGUGAGCAGCUGGUGGCCCUUUGGGGUACCCAGCAUCCCCAUAUGUCUCCCUCUUUCUGUUUGCGUGAGACAGAGCUUCCGUGAGACUCUCAGUCUGUCUUCCAUCUGGGCUCAGAUCAGCUGCAUCCUGCCUGCUGAGUCACAGAGCUAGAGCAGCAGCAGCUUUGCAGGUAUGGGCUGCAGGUCAGAUAUGGAGCCACCUCCUCUUCUCAUGCAAGCCCACCUAGUACAGCAGGUAUUCUUCUCACCAGCUGAACUUUUGAGGACCCCCCCAUCUAGAGAACCAUUCUUUCCCACAGCCACUCCCCAUGGCAGUUUUGAAAGAUUAGAUAAAUUGAUGUGUUUGAAAGUGUUAGCUGUGAUGGCUCAAUGGAGCCUUCAUCUUCAGAGGCAGUCUGAAUGCAGGUGCUGGGGCAGGUGCUGGGGAUACACAAUGGCAGAUAGUUCUUUAUCCCUCAGCUGUCUACAUUGGUUUGUGAGCUUUCUAGAGGUGCUAGUCCACCUCUUUUCCAUGCAGAAGGUCCCAGGUUCAGGAGGGCUAAGAAAGACUGCUCCCUAAGUCCCAGGAGAGUCAAUGAGGAGAUAGUUCUGAGCCAGAAGGGCCAACAGCCACACUCAGGAACAUAGGAAGCUGCCUGGUGCUUGGUCCCAGGUUCAGGAGGGCUAAGAAAGACUGCUCCCUAAGUCCCAGGAGAGUCAAUGAGGAGAUAGUUCUGAGCCAGAAGGGCCAACAGCCACACUCAGGAACAUAGGAAGCUGCCUGGUGCUUCCUGUCCAGUCACUGUUGGUUGAACUCAAAGGAUCCACCUUUGUCUCAUCUAACAUGUCUCUAUGGAUAUUCCUAUUUCCUUCCACUCCCCCCUGGCUUCUUGGUAUCACUAGCAGUGGGGCUGUAGACACACUGUACCUAACCUGGCUUUGGUGUACUCCCACUACUGGUGUUGGAAGGUGACAUUAACCACAAUCCGUAUCCAUCCUGAAGUUCCUUGAGGAAUACUUCUAUUCAAUGUGUUUCCCCUCAAACCAGCUUCCAUCCCACUUGGAAAAAUAGGCUGUGGUUAAGCUGAAGUGUAUACAGUUAAAAUUGCCAUCGUGCAAGUGCAGAGAACAGCUGUAUGAAUAGGAGUUGGUGGGUUCAGGGGCAGGGAAACUAACAAGUCAUGUGCUUCAAAUGACAACAUCCCCUUCCCCACCCCCACCCCUCUCUGGUGUGUGUGCCCCAUGUGCAAAUGUGACUUGAAACAUAGUGGGAGGAGAAGACCUCACUGUGUUUUCAGCAGCUAAUGGGUCCAUAGCCUCAGUGCCAGAGGGUGACCAAGAUGGCCAAGGGUCUGUAAACUAAGCCUUAUGAGGAACGGUUGAGGGAGCUGGGUAUGUUUACGGUAGCUUGGAGAGGAGGAGUCUGAGAGGUAAUGGGGUAGCCAUCUUCAGAUAUCUGAAUGUCUGUCCCAUGGCCAUGGAAGAUGGAGCAAGCUUGCUUUCUGCUGCUCCUGAGAGUAGGACCCAAACUACAGAUUCAAAUGAUAAGAAAGGAGAUUCCCACUAAACGUUAGGAAGAACUUUCUGAUGGUAAGAGCUGUUCGACAGUGGAAUGGACUCCCUUUGGAAGGCGGUGGACUCUACUUCAUUGGAGGCUUUUAAGCAGAGGUUGAAUGGCCAUCUGUCAGAGAUUCCUUAGCUGUGAUUCCUGCAUUGCUGGUGGUUGGACUAGAUGACCCUUGGGAUCCCUUCCAAUUAUACAAUUUUGUGAUUCAGUGGAAAGGAGGGUGGGGAGUGAGAGGCCUGUCAAGAGCAGGAGACCCUGUCCAAGCUCUUACAUCCUUGUGGCGAAACCAGGGUUGGGAGAUGGCUUUGCCAAUUGGCCUCCUUCACUCCUGGACUCUGUCUUGGUCCCCCAGGGGCCCUGCUCCAGAGCACCCAGCUCAAGUAUCUUGCAAGGAGUGUGAUGAAAGGUAUAUUUAUUGUACUUCAUUGAGGCAAGUUGUUUCAGAUGUUUCCAAUUCAUUGGCUGGUUCAGACAUCUGUUCUUGGUUGGAUCAAAAAAGAAAAAAGAAAAGAAAAGAAAAAGGGCUUAACUUGCAAGAAAAAAAAUGUGUUUAUCUUGGAGACUUAUGACAUUCUCUCUAAUCCCAGUAAGUUGUCUAUUAUUGCUAAUGGACAGGUGAGCUACAGCGAGGGCCAGGCAGUCUAGCCCACAGAGGCAUCUCCACGGGACCGAUCCAGCCCAGGCAAGAUAAACCUUGCUGACCCCUGCUCUAGCACCUAGCAGCAGGGAUGCUUGGGGACUUGAGUAUUUGGGAUAUUUGCCUCAAGUAUGCUUAAUGGGAGCUUAUGGAGAAGGACAGUGGCUCAGCGGUGGAGCAUCUGCUUUGCCUGCAGAAGGCCCUGGGUUCAGUCUCAGAUUGCAGCUCCAGGUAGGUCUGGGGAAGACUCCCUGCCUGAAACCCUGGAGAGCUAUUGCUACCAGUUUGUGUUGACAAUACUGAGCUAGAUGGACCAAUAAGGACAUGAGAAGAGCCUGCUGGAUCAGGCCAAUGGCCCAUUUAGUUUAGCAUCCUCUUUUCACAGUGGCCAACCAAUGGGAAACCUGCAAGCAGGAUUUAAGCACAAGAGCCCUCUCCUCUCCUGUGGUUUCCCACAACUGGUAUUAAGAAGCAUUGCUGCCUCCAACUGUGGAGGCAGAGCAUAGCCAUCAUGGCUAGUAGCCAUCAACAGUCCUCUCCUCCACAAAUUUUCUGCCCCCCCCCCCAGUAAAGCAGUUUCCUACCCCUAUAGGAUUAGCCAGAGGGUGGGAUCUGCCACUUCCAGUUGAAGGAGGGAACUUAGUCCAUGGGUUUUUUCAUCCAGUUCCAGAAGAGCCAUCUCAAAGUAAAAAUGGGGUGCAGAGAAGGGAAUCCCAGGUGGGACUCAUGGCAGGAACAUUAGGGAGUCCAAAGGCCAACAACAGUGUUGGGCAUGCAGUGCAGAAAUGGCUGGGCUCUCCUGAUACACUCAGCCAGAAUUCCCCCAGCUAAAGGACUUGACGUCCUUUUUUUUUUAUUUUAAAAUAAUCUUUAUUUAAAUUAUUAAAAUACAAUACAAAUACAUCACGUAAACAAAUAAUAUAAUAAAAUUUGAUAACAAACAAAGAAAACAAACUUCCCAAUCCCUCCACAUCGCUUAGCUGACAUAUUCUCAUUAAUUUGCGUUACUAUCUCUAAAUAUUACGUCUCCAAUCAAAAUUAUUCCCAUUUAUCUUACUUUUCUAUCUAUUUCCCCAUGACCCCUUAAUUUAAGCAAAUCAUCAAUUCCUUUGUGGGCUCAGUCCCACCAUUCGCCCCGCGUUACACCUGCAGGUGGAGAGGGCACCGCUUGGACAUCGUCAUCCUCACGGCAUCUUUGCGGUUGCCCUUCCUGCCCCCCUCCUGAGCCAGCCCAGCCACUUGUUGCAGCUGCUGCUUUGCUUCCAAUUAGCUCACAUCUGUUACAGCUCCAGUGCCGCCCCCAGCACCCCUCCAGCAGAGCGCUGAGCCGCCUGCAAGUGAUUUCAUGUGGCAAUAACGGGAAUCACGAAACCUGAAAAGAAUCUAAACAAGAGAAGCCACUCCAAUUAACCUUAACCCUUGAAAGGCUGGGCGACACCCACCACUGAAGGGGGCUUCAGGGUGUCCUUCAGAGAUCAGCUAUUGGCUGUGACUCGGGGGACCUGAGGAACUUCAGGGACACAGGCGUGUGUCUGUGCGUCUCUGUGUUUAAGAUAAUGUUUGGAGUCAGGUUGCUGAAAGGGUCUGGCUCAAACCCUCACCCCUUAAAACCAGAGAAGGCUCAGAAGAAACCAAAAUGGUUGCAACACCAACAUGUUUAAAUGCAUUGAGCACAAACGGCCUCAUGCUGCUUCUCCCAGCCCCACAUUCCAGAUGUGCCUCCGGUUGCCAGAACCAGACCAGAUCCUUGAAGGAUGUUGUGACACUCUGGUUUGUGUUAGGCGAUGAAAUAGUGACCUUUUAAGUUUCCCAAAAUUCCUUGGGGUUUUUUUUUGGGGGGGGGGUGAACUGCUAAUCACAUUUCUCAUGAAAGUAAUACCAAAAAGACCACAAAAGUGUUGUUGCUUUAAAAAAAAUCAAUUCAGAACUUUCCUUAAAAAUGUUAAGCAGAACCAGAAAUUUCCGUUUAAUGUUUUGAAUCUGCAGAACUGCUAAUUUCAGAAAUAGUAAGUUUCAAUUCUGCUCCAAGCCUAUCCAGAUGUCAAAGAGCAUUUGCUGCUGCUUGCCAGGGCUCCCCCCCCCCAAAUCCCCCGCUCAGCCUGGAUAGCAGCUGAACCUGAGAUGUGCCUGCAGGUCAGGGAGCUCAGCAGGGGCCUGUGUACCUUUGCAGCCUCAUGUGCCUGGAUGGUGCUCUCAUGAAGCACAGGCCUGCUGUUCAUGCUGCCUUUGGCAUUUGAGCUGAGACCCACCUGGGCUCUCCAGCAGUCAGGGAAGAGGAAUCCACCUUCUUGCAUCGUCUGGAUAAUUUGAGGUGAAGAACCAAAAUUGGGGUCCACCAUGAUCCAACGGGGAAAUGUUUGUGGGUUCUCACGAAGUGGCCCCAUUUACCAUAGAUGAUGACUGGUGCUUCCAGUUGCCACGCCCCUCCAUUUUUGUUGGGCCCACACGUGGGAAAGCAGGGAGGCCACGUGGAGCAGGCCGUGCAAAACUGCCUCCAUUGCAACCCAGCAGCUGCAGAGUACACUUUGCAGAGGGCGGAACAUGUGCUUGGAUUAGUUAUUUCUUUUAUGGCAUUUCUAUCCCACCUUCCUUUCAUCCUGAAACUUAAGGUGGCCUACACGUUCACUGGAGGCCCUUCCCCAUCCAGGUCCAGAGUCACUUACCGUAUUUUCCCGUGUAUAAGAUGAUGUUUUUUGCGGGGGUGGGGGAGGCAAAAAUUGGAUGUCGUCUUAUACACGGAUAGUGAAUGCAGAGGGGGGGCAUGCGAUUAAUGGCAGCGGCGAUUGGGCGGGUGAUUAGUGGCUGCGGCAAGGCCUGCUGGUGAUUGGCUGUGGCUGUGGCAAUUGCGCAGGCGAUUGGCGGCUGCAGCAAGUGGGCGGGUGGGCUGUUGGUGGCGGCAAGCAAGCAGACAAUUGACAGCUGCGGUGAGGUGUGCAAUCGGCAGUGGCUGUGGCAAGCGAUUGGCAGCGGCGAGCAGGUGGGUGAGCAAUUGGCAGAAGUGACCUCUCCCACCCCAAAAGCUAAACAACUUAAUUUCUUAAUUUUGGUUUUUAAAAAUAGGGGUUGUCUUAUAUAUGGGGGCGUCUUAUACACGGGAAAAUAUGGUAGCUUCAGCAAGGUGGUGGCCUCAGGCACCUGCAUCAUCCAGAGAAGGAGCUCAGGGGGCAGAACUGGGUCUUCUUGAGAACUCCCAGCAAGGGCAGGCAGGGUUGGGCCAGGGAGUUCCACUGUCUCUUGCCCCUUAUUGGAUUGUGUUUGGCAAUGGGUGGAUGUGUGACGGUAGGUCUUCCAAAUUUCCAAACACUUCUUUGUUUUUAGUGUUUUAGUGUUCUAGUGUGCUUUGGCCUCUGUUGUGGAAGCAGCACAGUAAUGCUACAAGCCACUCAGUGAUGCCGAGGUGUCCUCUGGCAGGUGGGCUUCCAGCCUAGCCACCUUCUCAGGCUGUGUUAGGGUCUGACCUGGUUGACCAUCCUCUUUGAAAACUGAUACCAAAGAAACUAAAUUAGCCUCUCAAGGUGCUGUGGUCAAUUUUUCCAGUUAUUUUUCCAAGGGACACAUAUGCAAAUAUUUAGUUUUGUAGUUCCAGUUUUGUACUUUCCUUUUCCUGUCGUUAAUUAAAAAUAGCAUUUGGGUUUUGGUUGAUCCCUUGAUAUGACAAUAAAAAAAGCCUAAUUGAAUGGUGUAGGGAGUGAUGGGGGAGGGGUUGUGUGCAGAGAGCCCCAGAAAACCACAUAUGGUGUAAUAAAAACAAAUGAAGAGACUCAAAUGUGUUUUGUGUCAGGCAUAAGACUCAUCAACAUUAAAUAUCACUAACAUGGAGAAUGCAUAUUAACUUGUAACGUAUCACAAGACCUUGUUGGCCGAUGAAUUCAAAGGAGAACAUCUUGGCUUUAUAGUGGAGUCUUCUGAAUGGAACGUGACCUCAUAAGUGAAGUUGAUUCCUGGCAUGGGGGGGGAUUGUGGCCCCCGCAGAAUCCCGAGGCGAGGGUGCAUUCGCCCUUUGAACUUCCAGACUGUUACCGUGGAAUGUUUUACAACCAUUCCUCGGUCUUCCAUGCACCACUUUAAAGCCUUCAAAGUGUCUGCGUCAUCUCGUUCUCCCGGAAUUUGCUGCAUAUGGCUGAGGACUAUCCAGAGUAUUUGAGCAAUUGCAAAAAGUUGGGCCGCAGGGUUGGCUUAUUUACUGGGAAAGGUCUGGGCUCAAGACAGCUAGCAGUACAAAGCGAUCCUAAACCCCAGAUAUGUUGGUUUGGAGGGGCUGGACUGGCAGAUCAACAUCCACCUGUGGAUGGAGAGUGCUGCUGCAGAUCUAAGUCCAGCCGAGUGGAAAGCCGCGGGGCCAGAAUGGGCCAGAAUGAGCGUGUCGAGGGCAGGGUGAGAGGCAUGGUUCUGCAGGAUCCAAACCCCUGCCAUCCUCUGUGCAGGCCCAAAAAACACAGCCCAGCAAACACCACUGAAAGGGCAAGUCUAAGAAAUUGCAAGCCCCUAGGUUGAAAGGGACAGGCCCCAAGAGGUCCACAUUGGCACGGGAGUGCUCAGGAUCCAGUACAACCCACCAGCCAAUCACCUGGCACCACCAGACAUCUUUAUCAUAGAAUCAUAGCACUGUAGAGUUUGAAGGUACACCCCCUGCAAUGCAGGAACCAUAAUUGUGGAAGGUCCCUGAAUUGUUAUGUAUUCUGGAUCCAGGUGAGGUUGGCCCCUGGUCAGAUUGGGGCUGCUCCAAAAUAACCUGAGCAACAUCCCUAAUACAGUACCUGAAGUAAAUAAAUACUCCUCAAUCUGUCCAGCUGUAUUUGGAAGCUGUAAAUGCAGCAGCCGGGUUGCUCACUGGGGCAUGUUCUGGUGGUAGGUAGCAUCCACUUCCAAUUCAUGGGGUUCACCCCCCCAAAAAAUCUAAGGAUCCAUUCAUUAUCUCUUGCCAAUCCCAAGCCAAGACUCUGUGGUUGGAAUGGGAUUCCUUCAAAGCCUCAAAUUGUGCCAAGGAUGAUGUGCUCAGAAACUGUUUUGUUAACAAACAUUCACAAACAUGAACUUGUUUUUCGAGUAACCACCGCAGGGGUUGUGACUUCUGCAGAGAGAGCCACUAAGAGGCUCAUUUACACAAGUGACAGAAUUUCAGACAUGUCAGAAUAUGGCUUACAGAGGCUGGGGUGGUGAGGAAUGCUCUUGGAACAGAACAGGAGCAGAAAGAAACUGUUCCUGAAUGGUGGAUUCUUUGUGCCUCUCAGUCAGUAGUUUCCAAAUCCUUUGGGGGCCACUGCCCCCUUGUUUCCCUAAACUUAUCCCCAGUACCCCCUACCUUACCGUAUAGGGACCCAGGUGGCGCUGUGGGUUAAACCACAGAGUCUAGGGCUUGCUGAUCAGAAGGUCGGCGGUUCGAAUCCCUGCAACGGGGUGAGCUCCCAUUGCUCGGUCCCAGCUCCUGCCCACCUAGCAGUUCGAAAGCACGUCAAAGUGCAAAUAGAUAAAUAGGGACCGCUCCGGCGGGAAGGUAAACAGCGUUUCUGUGCGCUGCUCUGGUUCACCAAAAGCAGCUUUGUCAUGCUGGCCACAUGACCCGGAAGCUGUCUGCAGACAAAUGCCGGCUCCCUCGGCCUAUAGAGUGAGAUGAGCGUCGCAACCCCAGAGUCGGACACGACUGGACCUGAUGGUCAGGGGCCCCUUUACCUUUACCUUACCUUACCCUAUUAAAAGCAUUAUUCAGAGCAGGAGUUUGCAUGACCCACUAAGGAUGAUAAUAACACAAUAGAAUUUGAAGCAGUAAGUUAAUUGCACAUUUAUUCAAAAUCUAAUUAAAACUGUUUGAUUUAAUUCAACAAAACUGGUGAACUUGAUCCAGUGAUACCAGCUUUUCAAAGUCUGAUAGUCAUUUACACCAUAAUAAUAAUAAUAAUAAUAAUAAUAAUAAUAAUAAUAAUAAUAAUAAUAAUAUAUUAUUUAUACCCCGCCCAUCUAGCCAGGUUCUCCCAGCCACUCUGGGCGGCUUCCUGCCACUCCCAUGUGUCUUUGUGUGCCCCCUAGGUUAUCCCACUGCCCCCCAGGGGGCACCCACUGUGGGAACCACUGCUCUAAGGCACUGGUCUAUAACUGGUGGGUCAGGACCCACUACUGGGACACAACCUAAACAGGUGCAACAGGCAAACAGCAUAAUUCUACCAAAUUAAGACCUUGAUCACCUAGCAUGGCAUUUGUUCCAUUUGGUGUAGUUUUCAAAUACAAGAAGGAAGAGGUGUGGGUGUGUCGCUCUGUCUGGAUAAGAGGAUGGCCAUGAGCUGGGAGUGGCUGGGGAGACCCAGCCAGAUGGAUGGGAAAUAAAUAAAUAAAUAAAUAAAUAAAUAAAUAAAUAAAUAAAUAUUAUUAUUCUUUAGGCAGAAGAAGCCAAGCCCACCACCCCAAUGCCACUUGGUAUUUGCUUUACUCAUGCUAGCCUUGUUGGAAUUGCAGCUUAAAAGAGAGAAGGUAAAUGGAGCUGUAGCUGUUAAUUGUUCUCUCUCUGUUUAGAAGCCUCCGGCUGCCGGCCAGGCCUGCAGAAUCCAGAGCUUCUCAGCUGUGGAACUUGGCAAUGGUCGGGUGAGACGGGGCUUCGGUCUUUGGCCCCCUGCCCUCGGCAAAGCACCUGAAGUCAAUUAAGUUGCCAUUCUGUUCUUUUUAACUUUGUCAGUCGAUGGGGGAACGACACGCAGAGGGAGGGAGGCCUCGAGCAGUGGUAAGCUUUGACCUGUCACUGUCUCAGCAGGCAAUGCAAAAAUGGAGGGGUGCUUUGCUGGAUCACAAACAUCCCAUCCAGGACUUGGAGGAAAGCAUCAGCACCGCCCUGCUUACCUCUGGACUUCGUUCUGGCUUGAGCUGGGCUUCCAGACUUAUACUGAUCCUUCCUGAGUCUGGAAGCUCAGAAGAAAUUCCGGCUGAGAUCCACUCAUGCCUCUGAAGUGCGACUUUGAUCACGAUGGCCAGGGGUUGUGCUGAAAGACCCAGAACUUGCAAUCAAUGGAGUGGAGGUGCAUUUUUUUUUUAAAAAAAAAGUGGGCGAUAUUUUGCAAUUUAAGAGGUGCUGUGAGCUUGAACCUGCUCCGUCCCACAAAAAGCCUCUUCCAAACAACCAUCUUCUCUUUCUUUCUUUCUCCCACACUGACUACCAAAGCAGACCUGGGGAGUGUUUAUGGAAUCUGCCUAAAGGAAAUCUAUCCCUUUGUUCUUAACCCUGUUCAAAAUGUAGAACCGACAAUAUACGUUUAAGCUGCCCCAAAUCAUGGGAAUAAUAAAUAAAUAAAUAAAUAAAUAAAUAAAUAAAUAAAUAAAUGCAUUCCAAAAAUAUUUCUUACCCUUGUUAUAUUUUUCACUUAUCCCCAUCCCUAGUGAUGGGAAUCAAUAUUUUUGAAACCAAACCAAAUGCAGGCCAUGAAAUACAAUAUGAAGUACAUAAGGCUGUGCCUCUUUUACAAUAUUAAUGGCUCCCUUGCACUGAAGGAAAAUCCAGCCCCCAUGUUUGCUGGAAGUGCCUAGGUCAGACUCUGGUGGUAAGGCCCUAACAGGAAGGGUUGUAUAGGCACCAAGGGACAUUUGGGGGCAAGCCAGACCUGCAGAAGAGGGACGGGAUCCCUAAGAGGUGAGCAAUAGGGAAUGCUUCUUAUUGCCCAAAUGGCAAUAGGGUAUAAGAGCCAGGGAAUGAAAGUGCACCAGGACCUUAUGGUAGAUAAAAGAGGGGAAAGGCCCUAAUGGAAAAGUUGCUUUCCUAAGUGGAUUUUGUAAAUUGUCUUGCUAGGCAUUGAAUUGGAACAGAAAGGGCCACUCCAUUUCUUUUACGGGAUUCUUGCCCACAGUAGUAGAUAUGAUGGCCAUCUGAACUGAAUUCGCCCAUUCCCGUCCAUUUUAGUUCACUGAUGCCCAGGAUGUCAAUAUUUAUUCUUGCCAUCUCAUUUUUGACCACAUCCAGCUUACCAAGGUUCAUGGUUCUUACAUUCCAGGUUCCUAUGCAAUAUUUUUCUUUACAGCAUUGGACUUUCCUUUCGCUUCCAGGCAUAUCCGCAACUGACUGACCUUUCAACUUUGGUCCAGCCGCUUCAUCAGCUCUGAAUCUACUUGUACUUGUCCUCCGCUCUUCCUCAGUAGCAUGUUGGAUACCUUCCGACCUGAGGGGCUCAUCUUCCAGCGUCAUAACUUUUAUAUGCCUGUUGUCUUUGUCCAUGGAGUUUUCUUGGCAGGGAUACUGGAGUGGCUUGCCAGUUCCUGCUCCAGGUGGAUCACAUUUAGUCAAAACUCUCCACUAUGACCUGUCCAUCUUGGGUGGCCCUGCUCAUAGCUCCUCUGAGUUAUUCAAGCCCCUUCACCUUGACAAGGCCACACUACAGCUCUAGUUCCUUUCCCCCAAAACUUCCUCUCUGUGGCUGUGAAGGAGAAACCAAAAGGCCUCACCCUGUCCAUCCCACUUUCCUUACAACCAUCUGGGAAAGGCUUUUCAGAACAAGUGGCACAAAUUUAGUUGCUGGGCUAGCAGGCGGGAUGCUUGGUGUCAUGGGCUGGAUGAGACCAGCCCUCCCUCAGUCCUCAUCAUCCCAACUCUAUGACACUUUGCCUUAUUCAGCACAACACUUCCCACAUUCUUCUUAAGCAAGGAGGCAUUCAUUAGGUCCUCUUUCACAGAUCACUGACACAGCCGCUCAAGAGAUUCUAAAUAUGUACUCCUGCUGGUAUAUUUAAAUUCCAUUCUUGUAAGUAGACCACGCAAGACCGCAACAGCCCUUUCUUUUGAAACUGGCAUUUCCUGCAAAGCCCUGAAGUUUAUAGUAGCUGAUGAGAUAGUACUGAUUUUAUAGGAAGCCUUGGAACACAAGCCUUUGUUUGAAAUCACCGGGAACCAUGAAAUGUAAUGUAAUGGCAAUCAAGACCUGAAAACUAAGUGUUCAUAUGACCUGGCAACAAAAGUAUAGCUCCUGGCACUUUAAAUCCUUGCAUCCAAAGUUGCAAAAGAGGUGUUGUCAUACCUGGGCAUCCUUUUUUAUUAUUUGAAUUUGUAUGCCACCCUUUAUCUGAAGAUCACUGGGUGGUUCACAACAUAAAAAUACAAAAUGAGAACACAAAAUACGUAUGGUGGUGGUUGCUGAUGACUCAUAGAUCUCCCACCUGGCAUUGGCCACUACCAUAAUGUGUUCCCUAACAGACCUCAAAGUCUUGAUUGAUUGAUUGAUUGACCUCAAAGUCCAGGUUGGGUAAUAUGGGGAAAUAUACUCUUUCAGAUAGUGAGCUAAUGGAUUUUAAUGAGCUUUACUGUAUUAGAUAUAACUCUGGUAGCAAUCACAUCUACUGAGAUUGGAUUUAUUGUUUUUGAAAGCCACCUUGAACUAUAGGAAAAAAAGGCAGGCUAUAAAUCUUUUAAAGAUAUAGAUGCAAGUAAAUAAGACCUGGAAGUGAACCCCUUUUCAGUUUAGCCAGCUGCUCUAUUACUGUGACCCAAGAUAGGCAGUUAUGGGGGUCCAUGCACAGACACCAUGACUUGAACAUCUCCCGGCUCAGUCUCUCAUCACCUGCAGUGCUCUCACACUGACAUGGGCCCCUGACUUUGCCCAUGCGCUAGCCCCCACCUUUAGACCAUCUCCCUCAUUCUAUCGCUGCAGGGGGUUGGACUAGAUGACACUUGGUGUCCCUUCCAACUCUCCAAGUCUAUGAUUCUAUUAUUCUCUCGCGUGGCUGAUGCCUCCUUGGCCUUCCUGCCCAUACAGGCAGCGGCAGCAGCAGCAGCAGCAGCUGGAAAAAUGUGGCAGCCACAUGUUGGCAGAGGCUGAAUCCUGGGCACAUUUUUUCUCCGCGCAGCCUUUAAGCGGUGGGAAGCAUUUCAAAGGAAACUAUUCCCCCCAUAACAUGCUUGUGAUCUGAAGAUGACUAUUUAGAAGGCAGCCCGGCAUUAAUUUAGCAAUUCACUACAGAGUUUGGCGUGAGGUUGAAAGCACUAAAAUAAAUUGUGGUGAAGUCGUUUCCCUCAAACCAGAUUGUGUGGUUUACAUUAUUUGUCAAAGUUAAGUACAACUGGCAGGUUUGUAUCAUUCAUGCGCAGCUCAGCAGGGAGAGGAGCCUGAGGACAGGCACUCUGCGGGGCUUUGGGGUUGUCGGUGUUCCCCCUAAGAUGCUGUUUGAUGGGAUACUGCACAAAGUUGGGUCAACUGGAGGCCAGUUCCCUGCGUCUUUAGCACCAUGGCGUCAUCACCUCUUCUUCUUCCUUUCAUGUUCCCUAUAAGUUGAUUGGUUUAUUUCCCCAUGAUCUCACAUGGAGGAGGGCAUGAAGGACAAAGCUCUCUCCCGUACCUGCUCCCUAGCCAUUGGCACAGAGAGGCAUGCUCAGUAGCUAUGAACCCUUGUGGCUGUAUCCUACCUCCACUGUCUGCAGUAAGAUGCUUCUGAAAAUCAGCUGCUGGAGUCCUCAGGAGGGCUUGGCAGCCAGGCAGACUUGGUCCAGCUGAUACAGGCCUUACUCUGGCAUGGUGCUCAACAAUCCUGUGUUAGUUUUUCAGUACCUGGGUACUGCUGGGGAAUAGGGCUGCUCCUGCUGCUACCCAGGUCUCAAGGUGUGACCAUUCUAGGUUUUAACAUCCUUCUCACCAGAGUCUCCAAGGGAGUGAGUAGAAAAGUCAGGGUGACUGGGCCGAAUCAGAGACAGGGGAGUUGACUUUGUGUCCUAUGAAGUUUCACCACAGUCCCAGGAGUGCGUGAAUCCUCACCUUGCUGCUGUGCAUCUAGACCAGGUUUCCUUAAACUUGGCCCUCCAGAUGUUUUGAGACUACAAUUCCCAUCAUCCCUGACCACUGGUCUUGUUAGCUAGGGAUAAUGGGAGUUGUAGGCCAAAAAAUCUGGGGGGCUGAGUUUGAGGGGGCUGUCUGUAGGCAGAAAAUAACAGAACACCACUAGUCAUCACAUACAGCUCCCAAGUUAAAACAGUACAACGCAUCAUCAGAGAUCUACAGCCUCUCCUGGACAAUGACAGCUCCCUUUCUCAAGCUCUGGGAGGAAGACCUUUCAUUGCCUACAGACAGCCACCCAAUCUUAAACAAC